Messenger RNA from Drosophila busckii, 5470 nucleotides. RefSeq lists its product as uncharacterized. NCBI's taxonomy places the organism in Eukaryota, Metazoa, Arthropoda, Insecta, Diptera, Drosophilidae. Gene Ontology annotation, cellular component: nucleus; cytoplasm. The transcript has 5 exons. Gene Ontology annotation, molecular function: tRNA binding; S-adenosylmethionine-dependent methyltransferase activity. The record is from RefSeq and is a predicted model, not a curated record. Gene Ontology annotation, biological process: tRNA wobble uridine modification. Bases 221 to 4351 code for a protein of 1376 amino acids.
AGUGCCGACUGCGCUGUAACUAAGCAGCCCCAACCAAUUGACUUUUAAAUAAUGUAUGCACAUUGAUUUUCUGACGCAUCCGCCUCGUUAUCGUUGUCGUUCUCAUUUUCAUCAUCAUCAAAAAUAACGGAGUCAGCGCCCACAGUGAGCGCCACUCCGCCUACUGCUAGAUUGGCAAACGCAUAAAAGUUCUGAUUUAGCUAGAACUUGCGCGCAGCGCAUGUUAUCAGCGGAACUGGCUUCGACGGCUUUGUUAAAUGCGAGUUAUCAGCGCAGCAACGGCCCAACAAAAGAUGAGGUUUGCCUGUCAACGUUAUACGAGAAGUGCGCAAAACCAACGACAACAACAGCAACUGAAGCAGCAGCAAUGACCAAACAAUUGACAACAACAAACGCAACAAAUGCAGCGUCUAGCAUAACGCAAAGUGCAAAUUUAGCGCCUACGGUUAUAUCGCCAACUACAGCAGCAGCGACGACGACGACGACAACAACAACAGAUGGCGCAACGCCAGAGACAACAACAAAGAUACAAACAACUGCUGCAACAACACUAACAAAAGCUGCAACAACAACAACAACAGCAGCAACUGCAACUGCAACGAGUGAUGCUAGCGGCCGUUCAGCUGCUCUUGAGCGUGCCUAUGUGCAUGAUGUUUACGAGCAUUGUGAGGAGCCGACAGGACCAGUGCGCCCUAGGGUGGCACAAUUUCUGGGAAAUCUGGAGCCCGGCUCUGUGGUCUGCGAUGUCGGCUGCGGCAGUGGGCGUUACUUAACCCAAUGUAACCCGGCCAUAUGCACCAUUGGCGUUGACCGCUGCUAUCGUCUCAACAAAGUGGCACACGAAAGAGGCGGCGAGGUGGCGCUGUGCGAUAAUCUGGAGCUGCCGUUCCGUGAUGACAGCUUCGAUGCAGUGCUGUCCUUGGCUGUAGUACAUCACUUUGCCACCACAGAGCGCCGUGUGCGGGCGCUUAGGGAAUUGGCGCGCAUCUUGCGCAUUGGUGGCCGUGUGGUUAUCACAGUGUGGGCCCUGGAGCAGCGACAUCGACGCUUUGAGUCGCAGGAUGUGCUUAUACCCUGGCAGCCGCCCAAGAAUCGCACUUACUCAUAUUCGUAUUCGGAUGAGGAGGAUGACGAUGACUUUCUGCCGCCCUAUCAUGCCUACACAGAGGACUCCACCAACUCCAGUCGCUCGGCGGGCGACGGCGACAGCUCUAGCUUAAGCUCAUCCUCGCCAGGCGAGUCCUGCUACAGCUUUGUGCGACGUGCUAUACAGAAAUUGGCUGGUGGACGCCGACAUGCCUGGUUUCUGGAUUCGUGGACUUCUAAGGAUACCAAAAACGACAGCAGCCUGGACUAUGAGGAUGCCAAGGAUCUGCCCAUUGAGCUGCGUCGCCUGGAGGACUUUGAGGACUUUCAUGAUCCACCACUCACGGCUAGCCUCAAAUCACGCAGUCUGGGCAGCAUCUUACAGCCGCCGCCACGCCAAAUUGUGCGCUCUCGCUCCAGCGUACCCAGCCUGGGCGGUCCAUUGCUGCCAGGUGAGACCAAAGCAAGUGCGGCUGCAGCGCUGCUACUAAGCGCGCCCGAGGCACAACAGCUCAACGGCGGGCACUCGCCCACAGCUACUGCCAGCGCUGGCAACACGCUCGCCCGCCGACCCAAGCUCAUCAAGCAGAAGCAAUCGCUCUGCGACGACGACAACGCUCAACUGCAGCCGAACGAAGCCAAUGGGCCCAGCCAAGGCAGCGCGUAUCAAAUAGUUAGCAGCUAUAACAGCGCCAGCGGCGUUAGCAGCAGUCUCUAUACGCGCAGCGGUUGCUAUGCAGCCAAUUAUCAUCAACAUGCCUCAGCUGCAGCAACAGCCACGCCAGCAACAGGAGCAGCAAUUGGCGCGCCUGGUGGACAGCUGCCCAGCUUUCUCCGCAAGCAGAGCUCACUCAAUGAGGAGCUGAUGGCCGGCAAUCGACUGCGUGAGAAGGAGCGCGUGCGUAAGCGCAUUCAAAAGCAGACGUCAUUGAAUGAGGCGUUCCUCUGCCGCUCGGCCAUGUUCUCUAAGCGGCUGCAGGUCAUACGCGAGGGUUUCACCACUAAAAUCAAAAGCUCGACGGGCAGUCUGGAGCGCGUAACCAAAACCGGACUCAACAAGCUCAUGCAGAACAUCAAAAGCGCUCCGCCAACUCAAGCGCCAUCACCAACUGCAGUCAAUCCGCAGCAGCAGCAGCAGCAGUCGAGCAGCAGCAGCAACAACAACAACAACAAUAAGCAGCUAAGCACACCAGUUACGCAUACGCAUCAGCAUCAUCAUCAUCAUGCAAGUAGCGCUGCGGGCAGUUUUAGUGCUCAUGUGCUGGCCAAUGUAAGCGCCGGACCUGUGAGCUACUGCAGCAGCAUAGACUGCAGCAUGGCCAAUGCUUGCCAUUGCAGCGCUUAUCAUCAGGAGUGCGUCGCUUGCGUGGAGAGCGAGCAAGCCAAGGUACGCCGGCAUUCGCGUGAGUCUGGCUCGGACUCCUCCAAGGACAGCAGUCUGCAGUCGGACACCAGUAUUGAGUCGGAGGAUAGCUUCGCCUCGGUUAUAUUUAUACCCAAGCCGGAGCAGCAACAACAACAGCAGCAACUGCAAAUGCAACAGCACUCCAACUCUAGUUCCAGCAACUCCAGCUCCAGCAAUGGGCAAGGCAAUGCAGCUGCCAAUACUACCACUGUCACCACCACGCGUCCGCCGCCCACACACUCAGUGCCAACAUCUCCGCUCAUUAUGCCCUGCCCGCCGACGCCCGCCCAUUCCCCUGCAGCCACACAAGGCACCGUCACCUCGCCACCCCAGUCUAUGGCCGCUGUGAGCGCCGCCAUGGCCAUACUAACACCAGCUGCUAAGCCAGCGCGCUUCAGCUUCGAUGAUGCGCACAUUAAGCAGCAGCGGGAGCAACAGACCAUAGCUGCUCACAAGAUAACGCGUCAGACUAUACGUGAGAUGCCGCCAAUACCCAAGUUCCGCAAGCAGCAGUCGCUGCAGCUGGCGCGCCAAAACUUUCCCAUUGUGCGACGAGCCUCCGGCUCUGGUGUAGCCAGCAGCAGCGCCUUGAAUGCCAAGCUCUUGUCGCUGGAGCUGUUCAAUCCAGCCACCGAUGAUCUGGACAGCGAUUCCAGCGAGCCCUCCUCGCCAGACUCCAUCGACAGUGUUAUAAGCGCGCCACGUUCCGCGCAGCUGCUGUCGGCGCCCAGCACGAGCACUGCCAAGUCCAGUGAUGAGUCGGAGAGCGCGCUGGCGCAGACCAUUAGCAUUAACAAGGAGCAGUAUCACAAGGGUGAGCUGCAGAUUAACAAUGCCACGCCCAAUACCAACGACAUUAUACUGAAUGCGGACAGUGCACCGCUGCUGCCGGAGAAGCGCGAGUCUGGGCAGGCACAGCAGCCGCAGGAUUGCGCCGAGUUUGCGGAGCAGCUAACAGCGCAACUGCAGCGCGAACUGGAUGAUAAAAGCAAUCGCGCCGAUUGUCGCAGUCUGGAUGGCAUUGGAGACAUUGGCGAAUAUCUAAAUGCUGGUGCUAAGAAGCGCUCCAAUGGCGAUUUAACUUCGCUGCGUGACGAACUGCGUGAGCGUCGACUUAUGCUGGCCAACUUGUCCACACAGCCAAGCCUGCAGCACUCGCCCAUGUCGUCGUCCACCUCGUCGCUGUCCUCACAGACGCGCAGCUUUACUAUACACGAGGAACAGGAGGGAGAGGAUGAAGAAAACGAGCGCAGCUAUUCGUUGGGCAUCUAUGAGCACUGCAAGAUCUCAAAGUUCAACUACAAACGCAAUUGCCACUACAAUCUCAAUCCCGAGACCGCAUAUCUGCUGCAGGAUGAUGGCGAUAGUGAUGUACGCGAUGAUGAGGAUCCUAUACCUGAGGAGGAUGAGGAUGCUGAGGCACUGGAAGCACUUAGUGGCGAUCAACUGGGUGAGGGCAUGGUCUGCCUGCGUGGCAGAGCUCCGCCCACAGCAAAUUCAUCAGGCAACGACUAUGGUCAACGUCGUCGAAACUUGGGCGCUAUUAAGUCCGUCACAUCAAGUGCGUCAAGCUCUACGGAAACAGCACCUGGCACGCCGCAGCAGUCACAGCAGCAACAGUCACUACAACAAGUGAAUUCAACUGAUUCCGUGGAGCAUUCGAAUAGCUCCACUGCAUCGCUGGACAGUCCCUCGCAAGGUGGCGCCACUACACACCAUCGCUACUACCAUGUAUUCCGUGAGGGUGAAUUAGAUGCAUUGAUCAAUCAUCAUGUGGCCAGUCUGCAUAUUGUUAGCUCUUACUAUGAGCGCGCCAGCUGGUGUGUAGUGGCCGAGAAGGUGCAAGUAUGGACUAUCUAAGCAUGCUACACACAUAUACGCAUACAUAUACAUAUGUUUAAUAAAUACAAUUAAUUAAUUUAAUUGAUUACGAAAUGAAUCUCUGAAGCCCCCAAAGGAAUUGUUAAAUUUAGUCUUUAUUGAUAGUGAAAGUAUGCAAGUAUCCCAAUUAUCUGUCUAGCACUAAUUUAAGGAUUCGUAACGACUUUUGCUUACGGUUGUCAGGCCUGCUCAACGGCAUGACUGCCGCACUGCAUUGAAAUUCAAUUUCAAGCAAACCAUUUAGUUUUUAAGCAGCAAAUCGAAUACUAAGCAACGCAAAAUUAAACAAAAUUAUUAUUAUUAAUUAUACAACGACCAUUGAGUUUAUUUUUAAUCAGUAAGCACAACACACCGAAUUCAAACAAGAGCUAACGCUUCUCAUACAUAAACGUCCAUUUGCAACAUGACAUACAAAUUAUAAAGUAUAUAUAGUAACUACAGUAGCCAAAAAGUUAAUCAAGAAAAAUCAAAUAGAAAUCGCAAGACCAUAUCUAGUCCGUAUACAAAUGCUUUAUACAAAAACACCGCAGUAAGCGAAUCAAUACGAUUAUUUCUAAAUAUCAAUAAGUGCAUUUACAAAAAUCCUAUGCAACAUCUAUCUACACCCGAAAUAGAAAACUCAGAAUAAUCAAAUUUGUUACUGCUCUACAUAUGCAUGCAUGUAAAUUAAAUUUCAUUAUAGUAUACUAUUAAAAAAGUUGAAAACUUUAAACACUUCCCCAAAAAGGCCAAUAAAUCCCUUUAGUAUAUAAACAAAUAUUUAUGCUAAUUUAAUUUUUUUUAAUAACACGCUGUUAUUAUAAGAUGUAGCAGAGAUUUUCAAUAACUAAUUGCGACUGUACAUGUUAGAUAGCUAAACUAAACUUUAUACCAUACAAUAUUAGAAAAUGAAAAUGUUGAACAAAAGGUGUAUGAAAUGAAAGUUUACGCAACUUUAUCUACGAUUUAAAGCUACGGAUAUAUAUCUGCUCGACAUCAUGCUGAAUAUUUAUUUACGAAACAUUAUACAUUUAAAAUUAGACUAAAGUAACUUGAAAAUACGUAUUAUGUAUUUGCACAAUGAAAUACACACAAGUAACCUACACUACCAGACAAAAU